AUGGCCAUGCUCACCCUCCAACUGCCUCCCUGCCCCACAGCCUGCUGUGCCAGCACCCGCCGAAGCCUGAAGACCAACCUCUGCAAGUGGUGUGACUCCACACCCCCUGCCUGCGAGGAGAAGGUGUGCUACAGCAACUGCAACCUCAACUCCUACUGCGAGGACCCCUUCGAGAUCUGCGUGGCCAUAUGGAGACAGGACAACGAGAGCAUCAGGAUCAGCACGCUCUGCCACAACCCCCAGCGCCCCAUCGAGAACCUGAUGGUGCCCAACUACAACACCUCGCGCUGCGUCAUGACCCACCAGCCCAGCCAGGACGGGGUCACCUACAUCUGCGGCUGCGUGGACGAGCAGGAGUGCAACGACAAGCUCAUCUUUGAAAACCACACCAAUGGCUACUCCAUGCUGCAGAGCAGAGAGGUGAUCCCGGUGGCCGCCAUCAGCCUCCUGCCACCGCUGCUGGUGGCGGUGAUGGUGACGGUGACCUUCUACCUGUGCCGCACGCAGAAGCGGCGCAAGAGAACCGAGGCGUGGGGCGGGAAAGCGGGGCGGCCGGCGGGGCUGCCGGAGCCGGGGAGAUCUGCCGAGAGGGAGGAGAAGCUGUCGGUGCUGAUGGACGAGAGCCCCGCCGGCUCCAGCCCCGCCGGCCGCCCGGCCGAGCUGCUGCCCAUCGAGCUGGACGAGAUGGUGGGCAAAGGGCAGUUCGCGGAGGUGUGGGACUACCUCUCCCGCCACGUCCUGCGCUGGAGGGACCUGCAGAGGAUGGCGGGCUCCUUGGUGAGCGGGGUGGCCCACCUGCACAGCGACUACACGGCCUGUGGCAGGCCCAAGAUCCCCAUCGCCCACCGGGACAUCAAGAGCACCAACGUGCUGGUGAAGAGCGAGCAGGAGUGCGUGCUCUGCGACUUCGGCAUCGCCAUCCGCCUCGACCCCUCCCUGACCGUGGACGACUUUGCCAACUGCGGGCAGGUGGGCACAGCCAGGUACAUGGCCCCGGAGGUCCUGGAGUCCAGGGUGAACCUGGAAGACCUGGAGUCUUUCAAGCAGAUGGAUGUCUACUCCAUGGCCCUCGUUUUGUGGGAAAUGGCCUCAAGAUGUGAAGUGGUAGGAGAGGUAAAGAAUUAUGAGCUGCCUUUUGGGUCAAAAGUCCAGGAACAGCCCUGUGUGGAUACCAUGAGGGACAUCGUGCUGCACGGCAGGGGACGCCCCGAGAUCCCAAGCAGCUGGCUGGUGCAUCAGGGCAUGCGCUUCCUGUGCGACACCAUCACGGAGUGCUGGGACCACGACCCUGAGGCUCGUCUCACCGCCCACUGCGUGGCCGAACGCUUCAACCUGAUGGCUCAGAUGGAUUGUGAUGACAUCCUCAACAACAACAUGGAUAACGAGGCCAGCAAAACAACUUCCCCAGGUGGGGAGCACCAGGACUGUGAUGGGAGCAGGAAUAUGCAGUGACACAGCAGGCAAAAAGCCUCAUCACGAGGAAUGAGAAGAUAAGCGAGAAGCUUUUAGCUCAUGGGGAAAAAAGAACAACAAACCUCGCUCCAUUUUUCAAAAUGGAGCUAAGAUCUAGUACAUAACUUAUUUAUAAGAUCUGUUUCCUCCCAAAGAUAAAGUGAACUGUGGAAUCAAUACUUUGGUUAAAGUGCAACACUAUAUAUGAACUGAUUUUGUACUUACUUUAAAUGUAUAAUGAUGCAAAGCAUUCCUUUUAUUAUUUUUUAAAAUAAUAAUCUUUAUCCUUUUAUUAAUAAGCA
Messenger RNA from Chaetura pelagica (chimney swift), 1754 nucleotides. RefSeq names its product TGF-beta receptor type-2-like. Gene Ontology annotation, cellular component: plasma membrane; signaling receptor complex. Gene Ontology annotation, molecular function: transforming growth factor beta binding; SMAD binding; ATP binding. The coding region runs from base 1 to 1452 and encodes 483 amino acids. NCBI's taxonomy places the organism in Eukaryota, Metazoa, Chordata, Aves, Apodiformes, Apodidae. Gene Ontology annotation, biological process: protein phosphorylation; heart development; cellular response to growth factor stimulus. The transcript is spliced from 7 exons. The record is from RefSeq and is a predicted model, not a curated record.